ACAAGACCAGGAAAUGAGCUUCAAAAACGAAGUCUGGUUUUGGCCGCUUGAUAUUAACACAGUCAGUGUAGCCCCUCAGUAUCCCAUAAGGCUUUGCAGUACAUCCAGCUACGGAAUCGGACUGUGGCAAAGGAAUUGCACUACGGCCGGGGGCAAAUGUUGUCUGUGUCCGGCGAGGGAUUGCUUGUAAACUCUGCUUAGCGUUUUCUGCUAAUGUUGGCGUGGAUCAGAUGGAUGACGCUGAGAAUAUAUAUGGUCUGAAGUUCAGUAUCUUUUGUGGUGGUGAUUGAAAGAAGGAAGAAAUUGGCCUCCCAUUGGUGGCCAUUUUUUAAAGGAAGAUUUUAAACUGGACAAGGCGUUCAUAUAUUGAUUUUUAUUAAAAUGAUUUGAGUUUCAGGCCUAAAAUAUCUACCACAGAAUACGUUUAUUUGGGCUUUCUUUCCAUAAAGACUGCAGCAAGACCUUAAUUUGUGUGUAUGCAUUGGAAGGAAAAACGCUGAUUAAAGACCAGUUUUGUCUAUCACUUUUAACUUUGAUGUUUAUGGCCAGUAUUAUAUAUAAAGAGGCAUUUUUUUAACCAAAGAUUAAGAGAACCAUUGGGAUUUUAAAUGUAUGUGUGGCAGAAUCUUGAUUGGAUCAACUCCCAAAACCUUGAGUCAUAAAGGACAGAGAAACGUUUGCAUGAUAGUCAGAAAUAGAACCCACUUAGGUGUUUACCAGACAACAAGACCCAAGCAACCAUAAGUGGGGGGUUUACUAUACAAAAUCCUCCUAUAAGACUAAGUCACUGACAGACUGUGAAUUGAUGGGAUUACGGCCCUACUGGAUUUAUUCUCAGCGGCAACAAGCAGCACCUGCUUGACUGAACCCGACUACAUCCAGGCCACUGUGCACAGCUUGCUGGAUUGCUCCUGAUAUAUUCUCCGCAUUGCAAUUCUUUUUCACCUAUUUUCUUUCUGGGACACAUCUAGGAUUAUAAAAAUAAGACCUUUACCACAUCGCAGUAAACUGAAAAUUAACCUGGUUCUGCAAUUCAGACUCAAUCUGGGGAGAAGGGGAGAACAAAAUCCUCUCGGCUGCCCCAGUGAAACGGUUGGGAAGACGCGAAAUGUGUUUGAGUGAAUGAACAAAUUUGUGUGCGAUGCAGAGACGACAAAGCACAGCGAGAGCCAACGCCGGCGAAGCUCUGGAGCCUUGACAACUGAGAAAAGGCUAAAUACAGAGUUGUCAAUCAAGAAGCAAGUAAUUGAGCAUUGAGCCGCUGCGUGAGCGAGCUGCGUUCGUGGUCAUGGCUUUGGCUCAGCAGCUGGUCAAGCCGGUGGGAUGUUCGGAUGUGCAGGAGGAUUAGACGCAGACUUGCGAGUUGGACUGGCCUGGGACCAUGCUGGAGGGACAGUAGGCUCAUCCUCUGGGUCACUCUGAAAUUUGUUUUCCCUGGCUGGCUGCUUUGAAUGAUCAAAUACGAGAGCCACAGCGACGAGACUGCGGUCUGGCUGCUGCUGACGGACGGUUUGCCGCUGCCUCCCAAAGAACUUGUCUUCCUCGCGCUUUAGCGACCGCAGGUCGAAGGGUAGCAGGUAUGGAAAGACGCUGCUGCUGAUGUUGCCUUUUCUUAAAAACUAAAAAAAAAACGAAAAAAUUCAGUUAUUUUUCAAACAACAACCCUUAAAAGGGCAGCGGGCGGGUGCAUGUCAGGAUCCGCGGGGCUGCAGAAUGAAGCUGAAGAAACAAGUGACUGUGUGCGGCGGGGCUAUAUUCUGUGUGGCCGUCUUCUCGCUCUAUCUGAUGCUGGAUCGCGUCCAGCAUGACCCAGCUCGGAGGCAGGGUGCUGGCAACUUCCCCAGGAGCCAGAUCUCCGUGUUGCAGAACCGCAUAGAGCAGCUCGAGCAGCUCCUGGAGGAGAACCACCAGAUCAUCAGCCACAUCAAAGACUCGGUGCUGGAGCUGAGCGACGCGGGCGCUGUUGCGCCCAGCGGCCAGCUGCCCUUCCGCAGCGCCAAUGGCUCCUGGGUGCUGCCCUUCGACGGGCGCCCCACCUUCCUCUCCGUCCUGCCGCAGGACUGCCAGUUCUCCCAGAGCAGGCGUGGUCGGACCGACCUGCAGAUGCUGGACGUGUACUCACUGUUGAACUUCGACAACGUGGACGGUGGAGUGUGGAAGCAAGGCUUCGAGAUCACCUACGACCCGGGGGAGUGGGACAGCGAGCCUCUGCAGGUGUUCGUGGUUCCGCAUUCGCACAAUGAUCCAGGCUGGGUAAAAACAUUCGACAAGUAUUACACGGACCAGACCCAGCACAUCUUGAACAACAUGGUGGUGAAGCUGCAGGAGGACCCGCGGCGCAAGUUCAUCUGGUCCGAGAUCUCCUUCUUCACCAAGUGGUGGGAGAGCGUGGACGUACACAAGCAGGAAGCCAUGCGCAAGCUAAUCCUCGGAGGCCAGCUGGAGAUGGUGACAGGAGGUUGGGUGAUGACGGAUGAGGCCAAUGCGCACUACUUUGCCAUGAUUGACCAGCUCAUCGAAGGCCAUCAGUGGCUGGAGAAACAUAUAGGCGUGACCCCUCGCUCCGGGUGGGCCGUGGACCCCUUCGGCCACAGCGCCACCAUGCCCUACCUGCUGAAGAGGGCCAACGUGACCAGCAUGCUGAUCCAGAGAGUGCACUACUCCAUCAAGAAGCACUUCUCCUCCACGCGCAGUCUGGAGUUCAUGUGGAGGCAAGCCUGGGAUCCGGAGGCUGGCACGGAUAUCUUCUGCCACAUGAUGCCCUUCUACAGCUACGACGUGCCCCACACCUGCGGGCCGGAUCCAAAGAUUUGCUGCCAGUUUGAUUUUAAGAGGCUGCCGGGCGGCAGGGUUAACUGUCCGUGGAAAGUUCCGCCUCGCUCCAUUGUGGAGGCCAAUGUGGCCGAGAGGGCACAGCUCCUCCUGGACCAGUACCGCAAGAAGUCCAAGCUGUUCCGCAGCAAAGUGGUCCUGGUUCCGCUGGGAGAUGAUUUCCGCUACGACAAGGCCCUGGAGUGGGACCAGCAGUACCUAAACUACCAGCGACUGUUUGACUACAUGAACUCUCAUCCGGAGAUGCACGUGCACGCCCAGUUUGGUACGCUCACAGACUACUUCGACGCCGUCUACAAGACGAACGGAGUUGCGUGGGGAGCCAGGCCUCCGGGCUACCCUGUCCUGAGCGGGGACUUCUUUGCGUACGCCGACCGAGAGGAUCACUACUGGAGCGGGUACUACACCUCCCGCCCCUUCUACAAGAACCUGGACCGCGUGCUGGAGUCCCACCUCAGGGGUGCGGAGAUCCUCUACAGCCUGGCCGUCGCCCACGCCCGCCACGCGGGCAUGGAGGGCCGCUACCCCGUCUCGGACUACGCCCUGCUGACCGACGCCCGGCGCGAAGUGGGCCUCUUCCAGCACCACGACGCCAUCGCCGGCACCGCCAAGGAGGUUGUCGUCAUCGACUACGGCUCCAGGUUAUUACGCUCCCUCGUUGGUCUAAAGAAAGUGAUCAUAAACGCGGCCCACUUCCUCAUAUUGAAGAGCAAAGACGUUUACCGCUUCUACAUGUCGGAACCUUUCCUGGAAACGGAUGACAGGCGGCCGACGCAAGAUUCCCUGCCCCAGCGCACUGUAAUUGAGCUGGAUAACUCCCCCAGGUAUGUGGUGCUGUUUAACCCGGUGGAGCAGGAGCGGCUGUGCCUGGUGACGGUGCUGGUGAACACGGCGCGGGUUCGAGUGCUGACGGAGGACGGGCAGACCGUCCCCGUGCAGCUGAGCGCCCAGUGGAGCUCGGCCAGCGAGAUGAGCAAGGAGGCCUACCAGGCCUCCUUCAUGGCCCGGCUGCCGGCCCUGGGCCUGGCCGUGUUCCACCUGUACGACUCCUCGGACUCGCCCAUGACGCUGCGCUCCGACACCCUGCUGCGGCUGAGCGGGCGGGGCGUGGCGGCCCGGGGGGUGGACCCCCUCCCGCUGCGCACGCAGGCCUCGGACACGCGCAGCUUCUACAUCCACAGCCAGGCCCUCACGCUGGGCUUCUCCGGCACCACGGGCCUCCUCCAGACCAUCCGGCGUAAGGAGGACUCGCAGGAGACGAUGGUGCACAUGGAGUUCCUCAUUUACGGAACGCGCCCCUCCAAGGACAAGAGCGGGGCUUACCUGUUCCUGCCGGACGGAAAAGCUAAGCCUUACAGUCAGAGAGAGCCCCCAGUGGUCAGAGUGGUGGAGGGCCCCCUCUUCUCUGAGGUGGUUGCCCACUACCAGCAUUUCACACAGACCAUCCGCAUUCACAACGUGCCAGGGGUGGACGGCCUCUCUGUGGACGUGACCACCAUGGUGGACAUCAGGGAUCAGGCCAACAAGGAGCUGGCCAUGCGUCUCGUCACGGACAUCCAGAGCAAGAGCACCUUCUUCACGGACCUCAACGGUUUCCAGAUCCAACCGCGGCGCUACUUAAAGAAGCUCCCCCUACAGGCCAACUUCUACCCCAUGCCCACCAUGGCGUACAUCCAGGACAGCCAGUCCCGCCUCACCCUGCACACGGCCCAGGCCUUAGGGGUGUCCAGUCUGGAGAACGGUCAACUGGAGGUGAUCCUGGACCGGCGCCUGAUGCAGGACGAUAACCGCGGUCUGGGACAGGGUCUGAAGGACAACAAGCGGACGGCCAACCGCUUCCGCAUCCUGCUGGAGAGGAGGUCCGGCGCCGGCAAGCAUGGCUUUUUUUCCAAAGUUUCGUCUCUCUUUCACUCUAUCACCUCGUACGUCUUCGGAGGCGAAGCUGAAGAGGCAGUGGACGCAGAGCCGGUCAGCUUCCCGUCGCUGCUGAGUCACAUGACCUCGGCCAUCCUGAACCACGAGGUGCUGGCCCUGCCCGUGUUGCCGAAGAGGCGCGGCGUGCCCCCCCUCCGCUCCUUCGCCCCCCUGUCGGGCGCCCUGCCCUGCGACUUCCACCUGCUGAACCUGCGCAGUAUCCAGAGCCAGGAUGAGCUCUCUCCCUCCGCUUACUCCGCCCUCAUCCUGCACCGCAAAGGCCUGGACUGUGGCCUGGAGACCCCCAACCCCGGCUUCAACUGCACCACCACGCAGGGCAAGCUGGCCGUGGCGGGGCUGUUCCAGGGCCUGGACGUGCACCUGAUCCAGCCGAUGUCCCUGUCCCUCAUGUACGCGGGCGCCCCGCUAUCCAACGGCAGCCACGUCAGCCUGGACCCCAUGGAGAUCUCCACCUUCAGGCUGAAGCUGCGCUAGGCCCCCAUCCAUCCACCCACGCGUGGCCCCCGCCAGCCGGGGCCCACGGCGGGUCCCCCCCCAGCCGAGGGCUGGCCGAGCCGCCCAACCGGAGAACAAAAACUGUUUGUGUGUGUGUGUGCGUGUUUACAAAGGUGCAUGGUUCCAGAUCCGCAGAGCGCCUGAACUAGGCUGGCUCCGUCUCAGGACUGACUGGGAGAAAGGACGCCGUUCCCAGGGAAGGCGGCCAUCUUAGGAGCCAGAGGAGCCAGGGGUCUUGAAAAGUAAUGUAAGGCACCUAACAGUGAGAGGACUGUCCAGUCCAGUACUGGAGCAGGAAGUUCAUUUAUGCUACAUCUUUGCCUCGCUUUCUGCAUUCUCAAGAGAAUCUCUGUAGAAAUCCGUGUGAAUCUAAUCGCCUCAAUCUCGAUCAAGCUGGAAAUUUUGUAACUGAGCUUGGAUUUUGGAAUGAGGUUUAAAUUUUUAAUUUUUUUUUUAGCAAUUCAGUGAUGGACAUACUGUGGAACUGUCCUGAGUAAAUCUUACUUAGGACAGGGAUUUAUGAAGGAAAGAUGCAACAAGCUGGAAUUCUUCUGCAUUGCUGUAGCUGAACUAUUUUCCAGUAUCGCCGUUGCCUAAAUUCGACUUGUGACUCCUAAUCUUGAAAAGCAGCACUUUAUUCAGCUGACGUCAGGUGGUGGUAGUGCAGUAAAAGGAUAAAUGCUAUAGUCUUAAUUUUAGACUGAUUCAAUCACAUGAAAACUACAGUAAAUAAUCAAAUCCGCUACUGCCAAGUUCUGUUUAGAGAUGGCUUCCCCCCGCCCCCCAUCACCCAUUCAUGAUGUAACGGAUGAGCCUCACAAGCAGCCUUCUCUCACGUGCUUGGAUCCUGCUUGUGGAAUGUUCCGGAGCUCCUAACAAACUUGGCCUCGCAGGCCAUCUGGCCUGCUCGAGCUGCUUUGUCAACAAGCUACGACGGAAUCGAGCCGUCAGCCCGAGACGGAACACCCACAGCUCCGUUCGUCAUUCCGUACGCAGCACAUGACGAUACCUCGCGUUAAACAGGCGAAGAACUGUGGCGUGCGGUUGACUUAAACACUCCAGCAAAGAUGGGAGGGCACACAGGCGCAGUUUCAGACAGGGCAGCUCUCCCAGCUCACCUAGCCUAGCCUAGCCCUGCUAGCGCUAACCGGGCAUCGGGCUCCUUCGGGUGAUGUCAUCGGAGCAGGGGCGCUAACGGAGAGCCGAAUGUACGCUGGGCAUCCUGGCGGGGCGAGCCGUUGCACGCUGGCCCUGUGUCCUGUGCUGCACCCCCCCGUGUGACCCAUUUUGUAGAUACAUGUCUUUUGUAUGUGAUAAUGUUGUAGCUCUCGAUUUAAUUAGAGAAAAGUUCUGAUUUCGCCAUCCGUGUUCGAUUUUCUUUCCUGUGUAUUUAUUAAAAGCUAAAACGCAUAUUAAAAAAUAAAGGCAAUACCAGA
Anguilla anguilla (European eel) is the source of this 6698-nucleotide messenger RNA. RefSeq names its product mannosidase, alpha, class 2A, member 2 (gene man2a2). Gene Ontology annotation, molecular function: alpha-mannosidase activity; carbohydrate binding. The transcript has 24 exons. NCBI's taxonomy places the organism in Eukaryota, Metazoa, Chordata, Actinopteri, Anguilliformes, Anguillidae. Gene Ontology annotation, biological process: mannose metabolic process; N-glycan processing; protein deglycosylation. Bases 1714 to 5241 code for a protein of 1175 amino acids. The record is from RefSeq and is a predicted model, not a curated record. Gene Ontology annotation, cellular component: Golgi membrane.